Molecule: messenger RNA, 4269 nt
Organism: Anarrhichthys ocellatus (wolf-eel)
Lineage: Eukaryota; Metazoa; Chordata; Actinopteri; Perciformes; Anarhichadidae
Gene: esyt3
Product: extended synaptotagmin-like protein 3
Exons: 23
Coding region: 193-2712 (839 amino acids)
Biological process (GO): lipid transport
Cellular component (GO): endoplasmic reticulum membrane
Molecular function (GO): calcium ion binding; phosphatidylcholine binding; calcium-dependent phospholipid binding
Source: RefSeq, a predicted model, not a curated record
AACACGGAAGUUUUAGGACCGUCACGACUCGCUGUAUCACUGCCCACAUGGGUUGUGCGGUAGAUUGGCGUCCCUGUUUCGCUUUCCCCGAUAAAGCUGCGCAAAACUGAGCCGAAAUUACGCAAGUACAUCAAUCCGUUCAAGGCACAGUUAGCGUUCGGGACUUCGAGGAAAAACCGGAGUCCGACCCUGAUGGCGUCCGCUGCCGGACCGACGUACCCGCGGGCGGGAGCCGGUGGGCUCGCGGAGAGCGACAGCGCGGAGAAGCUGGACUCCUCCACUGUCAACCGCGUCCUGAUGGAGUUCCUGUCGUACUUCGGCCGAGCCGUCUUCGUCUUCUACCCCGUGUAUCUGACCGGAUACCUGGGCCUCAGUAUCAGCUGGGUGCUCCUCUGCAUGGUGAUGGCCACUUGGUGGAAGAAGAAUCGCCAGGUGAAAGACGCCCGGAUCGGAACCGCCAUCAACUUUGUGGACAACGAGACCCAGGAGGUGAACCGGGAGCUGCAAAGUGGCUUGCAGAUGGCAACGUGGGUCCACUUUCCUGAGGUGGAAAAAGUUGACUGGGUUAACAAGGUGUUGGAGCAGGCCUGGCCUUUCUUUGGGAUGUACAUGGAGAAGCUCCUCAAGGAGAACAUCCAGCCGGCCAUCAGGCUCUCCAGCCCCGCGCUCAAGAUGUUCACUUUCACCAAGGUCCACUUUGGCCACGUACCUCUCCGGAUCACUGGGAUGAAGGCAUACACGGAUGAAGUGGAUCAGAGGGAGGUGGUGCUGGACCUGAAUAUAUGUUACGAAGGUGACGUGGACAUCGACGCUGAAGUGAAGCCGCCAAUCACAGCCGGCGUCAAGGGACUUAAACUCCAGGGGAUGAUGAGGGUCAUUUUGGAGCCUCUUAUUGGUGAAGCGCCACUGGUGGGAGGAGUCACCUUUUUUUUCAUGCGCCGCCCCACCCUACAAAUCAACUGGACCGGCAUGACCAACCUCUUGGACAGCCCUGCCUUCAGCUCGCUGUCUGAAGAGACCAUCAUGGACAUCAUUGCCUCGCUCAUGGUGUUGCCCAACCGCAUGUGCGUGCCCCUCGUAGACCAGGUCAAAGUGGACCAGAUGAGGUUCCCAUUACCUCGGGGUGUGGUGAGGGUCCACCUGCUGGAGGCUAGAGACCUGUUGGCGAAGGACACAUUCAUGAUGGGUUUAGUGAAGGGCAAAUCAGACCCCUAUGCGACGCUCAGGGUGGGCAACCGACAUUUCAAGAGCAAGAUCGUCAAAGAGAAUUUGCACCCCAAGUGGAACGAAGUGUAUGAGUUCGUGGUCCAUGAAGCCCCGGGGCAAGAGCUGGAGGUGGAACUCUACGACGACGACACGGAUAAAGACGACUUUCUUGGAUCGUAUCACCUUGAUUUGGGAAGAGUAAAAAAGGAUAUAGAAAUGGAUCAGUGGUUUCCUCUGGAAGACGUCCAGAAUGGAGAGGUCCGUCUCAAGCUCCAGUGGUUUUCCCUCAAGACUGACCCCAGCCUGCUGAGGGAGUCUGCAGACGGCCUUGCUUGUGCUAUGCUCGCAGUCUAUCUGGACAAUGCCUCAAACCUACCAAAAGACCACAACGAGAUCACCGAGCAUCAGAAACAGGGGAAGCACUCAAAGGAAGCUCGGCUCACUAAAAGGAAAACUGCCUGCCCGGACUCCUUUGUGGAAUUGACUGUUGAUAAAGAUGUUCAGAAAAGCAAGGUUGUUUUUGCAUCCAAAGACCCGGUGUGGGAGCAGGGCUUCACCUUCUUUGUGCAUAACAUCAAAACGCAGCAGCUCACAGUUCAGGUCAAAGUGAAUGAGAAGAAGACUCAGCUCGGUGUUUUCAACUUGCCCUUGAGUCGCCUCAUCAACACCUCCGACAUGACCCUGGACCAGCGCUUCCAGCUGGAGCGCUCCGGAGCGAACAGCCAGAUCAAGCUGAAAGCCACUCUCAGGAUUCUUACUCUGGAAAAGCCUCCGCCCAUGAUUAUCCUCGAACCUCCUCCACAAAACAAGCAACAAAGACCGCAGACUAACCAAGGAAGCAACGCCCCUGUAUCCACUCCCUCCGCCAAUACAGCCUCGUCUCCGGCACUUUCCCCCAGCACCAGCCCCGCUGCCCGCGCCUCGUCUGCGCCGUGGCUAGCUGAUAACCAGAAUGGCUCUGAUGAAACCUGGCAGCCAUCUUCUUCCCUGUCAAACAUGAGUCAGUUAGAUUCCCACAGCCUGCUGUCCAAGAACUCCAUCGCUUCGUCCCGUCUCGACCUUUCGGAGGGGGCCUCUUUUCCAGAGGCCAUUAUGAAUCAUCAGGGUUCCUUUGGGGAGAUCCAGCUGACUGUACGCUAUGCCACCCUGAGGCACAAACUCAUCGUCCUGGUUAAAUCCUGCAGGAACCUAUUCCGCUUCAGUGACAAUGGCACAGACUCUUAUGUCCGCCUGUAUUUUCUCCCUGACCAAACCUGGAUACAUCGCAAGAGGACACAUGUCAAGAAGAGGACAGUCAAUCCUGUCUUCGAUCACACGUUUGAAUUUAACGUGUCGCUUCAAGAAGCACAAACCAGGAUGUUGGAUGUGUCAGUGAAAAAUGGAAAAAUGUUCCAUUCACGGGAGAGAAAGGACAUUGGCAUGGUGAUGAUAGAUCUUUCACAGUUGGAUAUAGUCAAAGGCAUCACAGAAUGGUAUGAGCUCACACUGCCUGGGCUGAAGAAGUAGAGCUGAAAAACUCCUGUUUACAGUUUUAAGAGCAGCUCCUCAGCCACUGCAAGGCCAAAAGUAGGCCUGGUAUAUGUUGGGAGGGUUGCAUAUUCCUUUGUUCUUCCUUACCAUUGUGGAACAGAGUUGGGUUCUCCAAAUGCAGCACAUUGUACUGUAUGUCAAAGGCUGUACGCUCACAGGUAAUAUUCCACUUGGAGUGGUUAAGUGCAUCUAAUCCCACUUAUCCACUCUGAUAUAAAUAUAUAAAAAAUCUGUUCUAAAUGAUCUGGAGCAGAGCAGACGUAUAACUGCAGAUACGACUUUUAAACAUGCUUUGGUAUUCCAGAUAAUUUUAGCAUUAGCAGGGUUCCAAUUUUCCAGCCAGUUUAUUGCAGUUAAUUUGAGUUGACGAGCAGAAAUCAAUGGUCCUGAAUAAUGAGGCUAUUUGCUAUUUAGCAUUUCCCUUUCAUUGUAUGUAAAUAGAAUGUAAUUCACCAGAACAUGUUGGUAUUUAUACUCUAUCAAGAAACAAGAUCAUUUCUUUAAUUCAGAUAUUUUUUUUUGUGGGAGGGUUUUUUUUUUUUGUUGAUCUGAGCCAAAGUUAUCCUUUUGUAUUUAAGUGUAAAUACUUGAAUUGAUAGUUUUAUGUAAUAUUUUAUAGUAUAAGCUGCAGCAAUUCAGGAGAGUCAUUGCAUAUUGAGGAAGGCUUACACGCUUUACAUAUACUGUACAUAUUCACAGCUGGAAGAAGCCAAAUACAACUAGAGUUUUGCGUGGGGCAGCUUAGCAGUUCUACUGAAGCAGUCGGUUCAUUAGAAGGGAAACUGCCUCCAAGCAUGGCACAUGAGAAAUAGUUAUUUGCUCAAGGGCACCUUGAGCAUAGUUACUGGAGUAUGUCUUUUACACCUAACCCUCAGAUUUACCACCUGGUGUUUUAGUGAUAUUUAACCUUUAUAUUUAAAAGUACUGUUACACUCACAAACAAACUUUAAAAGAGAGUACUAACAGCUUUCUGCAUUUAUUUAGAAUUUAACUUAAAAACACAUGCUAAUUCAUCAAGACAUAGUCAAAUUACCCUUGAAGUUGUUACAACUACCAUCCCAAUACAUUUUGUAGGCAUAUAUCUUGACUGUCAUAGACCAUAAUUUGGUCUUGACUCGUGGUUCAUCUGUUGUCCAUUUAAAUUCUUCAGGAGCUGGAGAAUUUAUGAAAAGUGUCCAGGGUCUGGUGUUUUUGAAUUGACACUGUGACUGUGCCAUUUGUUUUCAGCUAGCAUUUUAAGGCAAAUAAACAUCUUCCAAGAAAAUUAUUGUUUUGUUUUUUUUUCCACUUAAAGCUCAUUUCCGGGUUUUAGGGCUCAUCCCAGAAACUCUCUAUAAGUGUGAAUGUGACAAGUUGUCUCAUAACAUACCAGUACAUACACUCUACAUGAGCCCGAGGGAAGGCAUGCUUCACCUCCGCAGAGGUCUAUCACAGGAUUCGUGGGUAUACGAGCCAAACACGAUACAAUUUGUAAAAUACGUGUUUUUAUUCUAAACGUGUUUUUAUUCUAAUAUAUAUUUAUAUACUCUGACA